Molecule: messenger RNA, 600 nt
Organism: Rangifer tarandus platyrhynchus (Svalbard reindeer)
Lineage: Eukaryota; Metazoa; Chordata; Mammalia; Artiodactyla; Cervidae
Source: the annotation of a GenBank genome assembly
AUGGGAAACACACCUCAAGAUGGGAAGCGACGGGGGGUGUUAUUUGAAAUGGCUCCAUUGGGGGACAGUUCUCUAAGCCUUCAAUGGAACAAGUCCUUGGGUGGGGAGAACCUGGAGUUCCAAGAACUCAGAGAUCUGUGUCUUCCUGGAAUCUGCCUCCCCCGGUUCCCUGGGAUGAAAAUGCUAUACACUCCCUUCUUUCCUGCCUUCGCAGGGUCCCCAGGAAGACAGCCACGCACCCCUGCCGACUCCUCAGGGCUUGCCCACUCGGAGAGGACCGUGGGCCUGGGGCUGGUGCAGGGUCUUGGGCUCACCAAACUCCUUCCUCCCUGCCUCUCUGCUCCUUCCUCCUCGCUGCACUGGCCUUACUGCCUCCUGGUCACAAGGGGGCAGCCUCGCUCUGGGCUUCUGGACUCAGGUGGUGGUGGACCGCCCGGGCAGCGGGAGGCUAGGGGGCAAGUCUUUCCAGCAGCGCCCACCCCCGUGUCUCCUUCGGUCUCAGCCUGUGCCCACCCCCGGAUGGGGACCCUGGGUCUCUCCCUGAGAUCAAAGGAUGCUACCCAGUACCCUGUGAGGAGGAGGAAAGAGGGGAGACCCUAA